Molecule: messenger RNA, 1524 nt
Organism: Oppiella nova
Lineage: Eukaryota; Metazoa; Arthropoda; Arachnida; Sarcoptiformes; Oppiidae
Source: the annotation of a GenBank genome assembly
ACUCUCGCCACCAAUGAGGACAAAGUGCGCCACUGUUUGUCUCAGCCAUCGGUGGCCACGCAAUUGGAUCAGUACUUAACCGUCACUUCCGCCGCCAAACACAAGAAGUAUUGGGAAAAAGCCAAAGAGUUUCGCGUCGACGGCAACGACCUCUUCAGAGGGAAGCGCUUCCAAGAGGCCAUCGAUGCGUACAAUCAGGCAAUAGUGUUGGCGUCGACACCCGACUCGAGUCACACCGCCGAAGCCAACAGCGAGUUAUCUCUUGGUUUCGCCAACAGGUCCGCCGUUUUCUAUCACUUAAGACAAUACGACAACUGUUUGUCCGAUAUCUGCGAUGCAUUCAAAUACGAGUAUCCGCUGAACGCCACGAAACUGUUGCUCCGAAAAGUGAAUUGUUUGGUCCAAAAGGGGUGUUUCGGUGACGCCGUAGAUGUCGUCCGAAGCCAACAGUUCGUCGAUCAGUCGCUGGACAAGCAGUCGGAGACUCAGAUGAAGGCACUGAUGGACACGAUUGAGUCGAAAGGUGCGAAGAAUCGGUCGAAUUGUAUCAAUAAUACGAUACCUAAGACUGAUCUCAAGUUUGUGGCCAAUGAGUUGAUGCCAAACGCGAGCCAAUCGCUGCAGUUAUGCGUGUCUUCGACCAAAGGACGGCAUAUUGUGGCCAAAGAUGACAUCAAUAUAUCGGAUGUGCUGUUUAUGGAGAGACCGUACGCUUCGGUGCUUUUACCGCAAUAUUACAGAAGUCAUUGUCAUCACUGUUACGGCAAACUAGUGGACACACCAGUGAUGCCUUGCCAUCAGUGCACUCAAGUCAUGUAUUGCAACGAUGAGUGUCGGUCCGAGGGAUGGCAGGAAUGCCAUCAAUACGAGUGCGGGUUUCUGGAUGUGUUGCACGACAUAGGAAUCGCUCACUUGGCCUUCAGAACUGUGUUGGUGUGUGGGGUCGGGAACGCCAUCCAAGUGGCCAAACAGUCAUCCACUUCUCAAUUGUCUGCCACCACUCCUUAUCUCAAUACCUAUGAGUCAGUCUACGCUCUGGUCGACCACUCGAACGACUUUCCCAUAGAAGACAGUGUUAGCUAUUCAUUGGUGGCAUCACUUCUCGUGCGGUUGACACAGAAGUUGUCAUUAGUUCCCAAAGAGCCGCAAAGCGUUGAUAUAUUGGGCGGAAUUGUAUUGAAACAUAUCCUCCAACUUAUAACGAAUGGUCACUCAAUCGCAUCCAUGGAAAACGUGGAGAACUCAUCGGAUCUGUGUUUUGAAGACAAACGCAUUGCGACCGCUAUCUACCCGACCGUCAGUCUUAUGAACCACUCGUGCGAUCCAAAUGUUAUCGCCAUUUACGACAAGAAGUUACUUAUAGUAAGAGCCGCCAGAGGUAUACCCAAAGGACACCAAGUGGUCAACUGUUAUGGCCCUCACUGUAAACGGAUGUCCACUAAAGACAGACGGACAGCACUUAUGGAUCAGUACUUCUUCGCGUGUGAUUGCAGUCCGUGUGUGAGUGGCGCUGAAGACAAGAGC